AGAGCGGACGGACCUGCCUCAGCCGCACUUCUUACAAAGAGUAAUUCAAAGUGGGUCACAGAUUAAGUUACAUUGUAAAAGUUGGUGACCUGAGGAGAAAGAAAUCUUCAUGACCAGGGGUGAGGCAAACAGUUCCUCGUAAACACAUGAAAAGUCCACCCACAGGAGAACGCAUUGAUGAACUGGGUUCAUCACGGGUUUAAAAGUUUGCGAACCUCAUACGUGACAAAGGACUACGUCUAGAAAGCAUAAAGGAGUCUGUAAAGGGGCAGGAAGAAAUCAAACAGUGUCACUGUAAGGUGAGCGAAAGGUGUGACCACCAGCGGGGACGCCGUGUGCGGGGAGGACUGUCAGCUUCGCGGCGCCGGCGCUGACUGAGGGCAGGAGGGCUCCCUCUGCGGCUGUCAGGGAGGCUGAAACGAAAACCUGUGACAGCGAGUCCUGAAAGAGUGCAGAGAAGCCGGGUGUCGCGCUGAGAACAUUUGGGCAGUUGUGCUGCGCGCCUGGAACUCAGCCAGCCACGACUCCAGAGAGGCUGGGGCUCCUCCCAGGACCGGGUGGCCUUUGCUCCGGCCAAGCCCUCGGCCUCGGGCCUCUCCAGUCACCUGACUCCGCCCUGCUCCAGACCUGAGCCCUGGCACCUGGCUCCCUGCUGGGGGAGAGCAAGUCGGAGGGCAAAGUCCCAGCAGCCUCCAGGAAGGGUCAGGGUGGCCCCAGGCAGUGGGGGGAUGGGACCACCCUGGGCGGUGCCCCUGGGUGGGGUGAGCAGCCCUGGCCUCAGCGUCCCGGGUCCCCAGGCUGGUUGCCGGCCUGGCCGCAGGCCGGGCCCAGGUGGGCGGUGACUGGCUGGGGGGUGGGGAGAGCGGGACGGCACCAGCAGUGCCCAGGGGACAGACAGCAGUCCUUCCUCCUGCUGCCGCCAGUCGUCCACCAGCCCAGGUGCCAGUCCUGCCCCCACCAUGGGGCUGACUCAGAAGGAGCGAGUCUUCACGGUCCUGCUGGGGUUCGCAGCCGUCUCUGGCCUUGUCACGCUCAUUCUCAUCCUGGUGGAGGCCACCAACGUCCUCCUGCCCGCAGACACCAAGUUCGGGAUCGUGGUUGACGCCGGGUCCUCCCACACGUCCCUCUUUGUGUAUCAGUGGCCAGCGGACAAGGAGAAUGACACAGGCGUGGUCAGCCAGGCCCUGGCCUGCCAGGUGGAAGGGCCUGGAAUCUCCUCCUACACCUCUGACCCUGAACAGGCUGGCGAGAGUCUGCAGGGCUGCCUGGAGGAGGCGCUGGCCCUGAUCCCAGAGGCCCAGCACCAGGAAACGCCCAUGUUCCUGGGGGCCACGGCGGGCAUGAGGCUGCUCAGCCAGAAGAACAGCUCUCAGGCAGAGGACAUCUUUGCAGCGGUCAGCCGCGUCCUGGGCCAGUCUCCCUUGGACUUCUGGGGUGCUGAGCUCCUGGGUGGGCAGGAUGAAGGUGCCUUUGGUUGGAUCACCAUCAACUACAUCCUGGGCAAGCUGGUCAAGUACUCCUUCUCCGGAGAAUGGAUCCCGCCUCUAGACGGGACGUUGGUGGGCGCCCUGGACAUGGGUGGGGCCUCCACGCAGAUCACUUUUGUGCCCGGGGUCCCCAUACUGGACAAGAGCACCCAGGCCACCUUCCGCCUGUACGGCUCCGACCACAGCGUCUACACCCACAGCUACCUCUGCUUCGGGCGCGACCAGGUGCUCAGCAGGCUCCUGGCAGGGCUGGUGCAGAGCAGCCAGGGCCCCCUGGUCCGCCACCCUUGCUACCACAGCAGCUACCGGGACACGCUGCCCUUGGCCCCCCUGUACGAGUUGCCCUGUGUCCGCGCUGCGGCGCCCGCAGACCUGGCCCAGAACAUCACGGUGGAGGGGACGGGGAACCCCGGGGCCUGCGUCGCGGCCAUCCGGGGUCUCUUCAACUUCUCCAGCUGCGGCGGCCGAGGCGACUGUGCCUUCAAUGGGGUCUACCAGCCCCCCGUGCGGGGCCAGUUCUACGCCUUCUCCAACUACUAUCACACCUUCCACUUCCUGAACCUCACCUCUGGGCAGCCGCUGGCCACUGUCAAUGCCACCAUCUGGGACUUCUGCCAGAGGCCCUGGAAGCUGGUGGAGGCGAGCUCGCCGGGGCAGGACCGCUGGCUGCGGGACUACUGUGCCUCCGGCCUGUACAUCCUCACCCUCCUGCUGGAGGGCUACGGUUUCCGGGAGGAGACCUGGCCCGGCAUCAAGUUCCGCAAGCAGGCCAGCGGCAUGGACAUCGGCUGGACGCUGGGCUACAUGCUGAACCUGACCAACAUGACCCCGGCUGAGGCCCCGGCCCAGUGGCGGGCACAGAGCUACGGUGUCUGGGCGGCCGGGUUGGUCUUCAUGGUGCUGACCCUCGCGGCCAUCCUGGGGGCUGCUGCGCUGCAGCUCUUCUGGCUGCAGGACUGAGCCUGGCGCCGCCCCAGCCUCCCUGAGCCCUGACCCCCGGGGCCUUGAGGUCCCAGCACCCCCAGGACCCCACUCCAGCAUGCCUCCCAGGGCAGCAAGUGCCCUUCUUGGGACCCUGCAGCCUUCCAGGGCCCAGGUGGAGACCUGAGUGGGGAGUGACUGCUGGAGACAGAAGGGGCCUGGCUCUUUGGGGGUUGUUGGCAGUGGGCCCUGGGGUCUUC
This is a messenger RNA of Vicugna pacos (alpaca), 2668 nucleotides long. NCBI's taxonomy places the organism in Eukaryota, Metazoa, Chordata, Mammalia, Artiodactyla, Camelidae. The record is from RefSeq and is a predicted model, not a curated record.